AUGGCAUCUUCCAAUGAAUUGGCCGAUCCUAUCCCGAGUGGCAUGUUCGCACAGGCAUGCCAGUCCUUCAAAGAUCUCUUUAUCUGGAAGCAGCGUGUUGAGGUAACCAAUGAAUACGGCGAGUCUCACACAGAAUGGCAAUCUCCAGAGCCAAUCCAGAAUCCCAUCAGUCUGAUGAUGCAGCUGUCGGCACGAGACUGGUUGUUCUUUCUUGUUGGACUUGCUGCUUGGACGGCCGAUGCAUUCGAUUUCCACGCUCUCUCUAUCCAAACUGUCAAGCUGUCUGACUAUUACGAAAGAUCCAAGACAGAUGUAACCACUGCCAUCACCUUAACUCUUCUUCUAAGAAGUGUGGGCGCUGCUGGCUUUGGAUUGGCUGGUGAUAGAUAUGGUCGUAAGUGGCCAAUGGUGGUCAACAUGAUUAUCUUGGGUCUUUUGCAGAUUGCUACUAUCUAUAGCCAUACCUUCCAGCAGUUCUUGGCUGUGAGAAGUCUUUUUGGUCUUUUCAUGGGCGGUGUGUAUGGAAACGCUAUUGCUAUGGCGCUGGAGCAUUGUCCUGUCAACGCAAGAGGUCUCAUGUCCGGUAUUCUCCAACAGGGCUAUUCAAUGGGCUAUGUGUUCGCAGCUUGUGCCAACCUCGGUGUUGGUGGUUCAACCGAGAGCUGGAAGACAGUAUUCUGGAUUGCAGCUGGUCUUUCAAUUGGAAUUGGUCUUCUUCGUAUCUGCUUCCCUGAAUCAAAGCAAUUCCUUGAAGCCAAAAAGGCUGGCAAGCGGACAAUGUCCGCGGGCGAGUUCUGGAAAGAAACAAGAACCAUGCUGGCGAAGGAGUGGCGCAUGUGCGUCUACUGUGUCAUUUUGAUGACUUGGUUCAACUUCUAUUCGCAUACCUCACAAGACUCCUAUACAACUUUCAUGCGCACUUCCAAGGAACUCGACAACUCAGCCGCCUCCCGGGCCUCCAUUCUAAUGAAAACCGGCGCCUGUGUAGGUGGAACCAUCAUUGGUUAUCUGUCACAAUUCUUCGGUCGUCGUCGCGCAAUCAUCGUCGCUGCACUAGUUUCUGGCGUCCUUAUUCCAGCAUGGAUCCUCCCCCAAGGCGAGAGAAACCUUAGCGUGACAGGGUUCUUCAUGCAGUUCUUCAUUCAGGGAGCUUGGGGUGUGAUCCCAAUCCACCUGAAUGAGCUUUCACCUCCCGCUUUCCGGUCCUCAUUCCCCGGUCUCACAUACCAGAUUGGAAACAUGAUUUCCUCGCCAUCAGCGCAGAUCGUAAAUGCUAUUUCUGAGUCGACUUGGGUGACUAGUCCUUCGGGUCAUCGGGUUCCGGCAUAUGGGCCUGUGAUGGGGGUGGCUACUGCCAUUAUUGCGCUUGGUAUUGCACUGACUACUUCUGUUGGGCCUGAGAAGCGCGGUCGUCGCUUUGAGUUUGUCACGGCUGCUGUUGAUGAGUCUGCAAAUGCUAAGAGUAUGGAUUUGGAGGCUGCUGAUCAGGAUCAUAAGUCCCACGAUGAGAUGAUUGAGAUGGCUGAUCAGAAGAAGUGA
This is a messenger RNA of Penicillium nucicola, 1539 nucleotides long. Its product is annotated as carboxylic acid transport protein. Gene Ontology annotation, biological process: transmembrane transport; carboxylic acid transport. The record is from RefSeq and is a predicted model, not a curated record. Gene Ontology annotation, molecular function: carboxylic acid transmembrane transporter activity. Lineage: Eukaryota; Fungi; Ascomycota; Eurotiomycetes; Eurotiales; Aspergillaceae. Gene Ontology annotation, cellular component: plasma membrane. The coding region runs from base 1 to 1539 and encodes 512 amino acids. The transcript is spliced from 4 exons.